Molecule: messenger RNA, 1590 nt
Organism: Rhagoletis zephyria (snowberry fruit fly)
Lineage: Eukaryota; Metazoa; Arthropoda; Insecta; Diptera; Tephritidae
Product: calbindin-32-like
Biological process (GO): regulation of presynaptic cytosolic calcium ion concentration; regulation of long-term synaptic potentiation
Cellular component (GO): nucleus; terminal bouton; cytosol
Molecular function (GO): calcium ion binding
Source: RefSeq, a predicted model, not a curated record
GCCAUUGUUUCACGCACUGUGUGGCAAGUGGUACCGUCCUGUUGAAACCGCAUAUUGUCCAAGUCCAUUUCAUCUAAUUCAGGCCAUAAAUAGUUUGCGUUCAUGUCAGGAGAACGUUCAGUGUUACCGGCAUUAUUUUCGGAAAAGGUCCACACUUUGUUCCACAGCAGCAAUAUUUUCGACCGUUCGACCUUUAAAAAAUCCAAUGGGUGUUUUCGCGUUUUGCACCGAUCCAGUUACUUCGAAUUUCUGAACCAAGCGGCUGACUGUUGACUCAGAUGCCUGGUUAUGUUGACCGAAAAAAUACGCGUUGUUCAACUGAGUAUCGCUUCAUGACUAAGGUUGCCAAAGCCUAUAGUACGAAUUUGGAGAGUGCUAUUAUGUACUUUUUUUUGUUGUCAAUUUCCUUGCUUUAUACAAAUGUAUGAAAUUACUUAAAUUUAUUCUCGCUUUUUGUUACUUUCAGGAUAAUAGUGGCUCAAUAGAAAACGAGGAGCUGAAAGGAUUUUUAAAAGAUCUGCUUGAAUUGGUGAAGAAGGAUGACUACGAUGCUCAAGAUUUGAAAGCCUUCGAGGAGACCAUACUGCGUGGUGUGGGCUAUGACAAAGAUGGUAAAAUCUCUCGUAAAGAACUCACAAUGAUACUGCUAACUUUGGCCAAAAUGCCACCAGAGGAUGAACAAUAAGUUUUUUUCCGCACACAAUACUCGUAGCAGUAACAACAAAAUUAGCUAAUUUGUAAAACAAAAAAAGGUGAAAGUGGUUUGGAAUGGAAAACACUUAACUUUUAAUGUUAAAAAUAUUUAAGACUUAUGAAAGUAAGCAAAAAUUUUGAUAGCAGUUAAAUGGAAAAUAGAAAAGUCAGCGCAUAAAUGGUAAAAAAGCCAAUAAAUUCCAAAAAAUUAAAUCACGAAGCCACACUUUUUAAUCGCUUGUGGCACACCAAUAAGCGAACACAAAUAAUAUACAAGAAAAAAUAGUUAAUUGAAAAAUAACAAUCACAAUAAUGCGAUUAAAAGUAAAAUAUUAUUAUAUUUAAAUAAAUAACAAAUUGCAAAAAGUCAGAAAAAAGGAUCGAAAAUUAAAUUAAAUUGCGAGCAACAAAGCAACACAAACUAACACAAGAAUACCACAAUAAAACAUUCAUCGAGGGAAAUUAUUUACUUUAAAAUGCUGCCGAUGUAAAGCAGUCAAUGAAAUAUAUACAUAUAUGUAUAGUAUAUGCAUGUAAAAUAUCAAAAUAAAUCAGCUGACGCAAAGAAAAAUAUAAAUAAAAAAUAUGUACUAUGUAUAAAAUAGCAAAUAUGUGGAAAUUUUAUUUAUGUAUGUAUAUGCGUAAAAUGUUUAGCUAACUACUGCUGUGUUUUAUUCGAAACGACUCCUAAAGGAACACUCAACUCGGUUAAAAUUCCCUCGUAGCUGCCUAAGCAAUCAUGUAUUAUUAUAUUAGGUGUCAUAUUUGAUGGAUUUAUUAAGUAUAAUGAAGAAAUCUUGAACAUAAUAAUAUGUUAUCGAUAAUUUUCAACAGUGUAGGAAGAAAAAAUAUGUUUAAGAGUCCGUUGCUGAAUUCAUCGUAGGUCGAUUUGCGUGU